AUGGUUAUGGUGGUCUUACUUUUCUUUGCUCCUGCUAUCCGACGGGGGCCUGGUUCUGCUCUGCAGCCGGCGCCCAUGGACUACCUCGUUGUGCUUGACUUCGAGUGGACGGCAGACAAUCGCCGCCCCAUGCUUCCAGUGAGCGAGAUCACCCAGUUCCCAUCGGUGCUCGUCCGCCUGGACGGGCGCAGGAGCGCCGUAGUAGACGAGUUCAACGCGUACGUUCGCCCGACCUUGAAUCCCACGCUCACGGCUUUCUCGAUAGAGCUCACCGGGAUCACCCAGAGAAUGGUGGAUCGAUCGGAGCCGCUCAGGGAGGUGAUUGCACAGUACCUCAGCUGGCUGCAGUCUCACCAGCUUAUCGAGGGAGACUCUCAUGACAGGAUCGGCCGGUGGGCCUUCUGCACCUGGAGCGACGCCGACGUAGGCUCGCAGCUCGUGCGGGAGCUGCGGCACAAGGAAAUGCCCAUGCCCGCUUGCUUCGACCGGUGGAUCGACCUGAAGGUGCUCUACAGGAGGCAUUACAAGAAGGAGCCCACUGGCGGUCUGCGGGCGUGUGUCGAGCGCCUGGGGCUCACAUUCGAAGGCAGGGCGCACGACGGCUUGGUCGACAGCCGUAACACGGCGAGCAUCGCCCUGCACAUGGCGCGCGGCUCCAUGCUGCACGGCGCCUUUGUCUUCCGACGGCCCACGCGCGGGCUAGACCAGGAUGGCAAUCCUUUCGGCAGCGCUGCCGGCCGUGCAGCGAAACGACGGCGCGAGGAGCACGCACGCGCCCGCGACGUUUCGAGGAGCGGCACGGAGCCAGGCGCAGCACCUUGCGCAGACCCCACGGCUGCGGCCGGCCCCAGCGCAGAUGGGGCUGCGAGCGCGGCCGUGCCCAGAAAGGUCUAG
Molecule: messenger RNA, 894 nt
Organism: Prorocentrum cordatum
Lineage: Eukaryota; Dinophyceae; Prorocentrales; Prorocentraceae
Source: the annotation of a GenBank genome assembly